CCCUAGCGUGGGCAAUGGCCCAGUUACAACCGAUUUUCAGUCUGUGUUUGCCUCCAGGCCUUUGGGCCAAUAAUCUUCAGGAGAUGAAAGGAGUCCUUUCAUGGAAGCCCAACACAAUAAAGGACAGUUUUGCAAGGACACUAGGACACAAAGUCGAGGGUUUUAGUUUAGGUUUUAGGGCGUCGACGCUUGUUCGCAAAUCUUUCUCCUGUCUGGUUGCCGCCACUUCUCGACGUCUCUUCUUCCAGCCAAGAUCCACCAAGGCUUCUCCCCUUUAAAAAAGAAUCUACUUUUCAGUGUACCCAACUGCCCUUAUUCUCUUUUGAGGACGAAAUUAUCCUUUGAAAUCCAGUCCAGCCGCCACCCAUCUCUUCUAACUUCUUCUCCAGACUCCGACUAGCUUCUGUUGAAGUAACAGAAAUAUGUAUACUGGAGCACCCACCACCAUGGAGAUUGAAACGGUGCCUUCUAAACCUAAACCUGAAUCCAAUUCAUUGCCCCCAAAGCCAAAAUUUGAGCCUUUGAAGGCUCAUGAGAUGUCAGACGGUCGAGUCCAGUUUAGAAAGGUCUCAGUUCCACCUCAUCGGUAUUCACCUCUCAAGAAAUACUGGAUGGAUAUCUAUACUCCAAUUUAUGAACAGAUGAAGAUUGACAUCCGUAUGAAUCUCAAAGCUCGGAAGGUUGAAUUGAAAACGAGACCAGACACACCAGAUGUUAGUAACCUCCAGAAGUGUGCAGACUUUGUCCAGGCUUUCAUGUUGGGUUUUGAUGUUGCGGAUGCCAUUACUCUUUUGAGGUUGGAUGAGCUAUAUGUGGACUCCUUUGAGAUCAAGGAUGUCAAGACACUUAGAGGAGAGCACUUGUCUCGUGCCAUAGGAAGGCUGUCCGGGAAAGGUGGUAAAACAAAGUUUGCUAUUGAGAAUGCUACAAAGACUAGGAUUGUCAUUGCUGACACCAAGAUUCAUAUACUGGGAUCUUUUGCCAACAUCAAGAUUGCAAGGGAUUCUCUUUGCAGCCUCAUUUUAGGUUCCCCUGCUGGGAAAGUUUACUCAAAACUUAGACAAGUUACUGCCAGAUUGGCAGAAAGGUUUUGAUCGUUGUUAUUUGUAUUAUGCAUGGGAUUUUGUUCUCAGAGUUAUGGAUUUUUUUGGUCAUCCACUGUGAAACCAAAAACAAAAUGAAAGACAAGAUCAACAGGAUAGAGUAUUCUUUGCCUCUUUGGAGUGUAAUUUGGCAUGAAAUUUUUACAGAAGCAAUGAGUGAAUUUUCUGGAAACUACCUUUAUAAUGUUUCUUUAAGAAUUUUACAAUGAAAUUUAUUCUACUGAUGGUGGUGUUUGCAUUCCUUGUGUUGUUACAUUUUGCAUUUUGGAAUAUGAUCUAUAAA
Durio zibethinus is the source of this 1386-nucleotide messenger RNA. NCBI's taxonomy places the organism in Eukaryota, Viridiplantae, Streptophyta, Magnoliopsida, Malvales, Malvaceae. The record is from RefSeq and is a predicted model, not a curated record.